AUGGGUGGGGAGGAGUCAGAGGCAAUGAAAGCCUGCCUGAGACACCCACAAGUCUCUGUCUAUUUGACCCCUGCCUUUUUCUACUUAUUGACACACCUUUUGCUCUCAGGGCCCCACGGGAAGACCUAUGCCUUCAAGGGGGACUACGUGUGGACUGUGACAGAUUCAGGGCUGGGUCCCUUGUUCCCAGUGUCUGCCCUUUGGGAAGGGCUCCCAGGAAAUCUGGAUGCUGCUGUCUACUCUCCUCGAACACAACGGACUCACUUCUUUAAGGGAAACAAGGUGUGGCGCUACAUUAAUUUCAAGAUGUCUCCUGGCUUCCCCAAGAUGCUGAAUAGGAUAGAACCCAACCUGGAUGCAGCUCUCUACUGGCCUCUCAACAAAAAGGUGUUCCUCUUUAAGGGCUCCGGGUACUGGCAGUGGGACGAGCUGGCCCGAACUGAUUUCAGCAGCUACCCUAAACCAAUCAAGGGGUUGUUUACGGGAGUGCCAGACCGACCCUCGGCUGCAGUGAGUUGGCGGGAUGACCGAGUCUACUUCUUCAAGGGCAAACAUUACUGGCGCCUCAAUCAGCAGCUUCGGGUAGAGAAAGGCUAUCCCAGAGACACCGCCCAGAACUGGAUGCACUGUCAUCCCCAAAGCCCAGACACUACCCCUCAGGUGGGGACACCGCUCCUUCAGUAACACAUACUGACCACUUAACCACAGGCACAACCUUGGAUACCACUGUCUUAGUCAUAGAUACCACCUGGAACACUGACCACUCACCCACAGGCACAAUGUUGGA
Trichechus manatus latirostris (Florida manatee) is the source of this 787-nucleotide messenger RNA. RefSeq names its product matrix metalloproteinase-19-like. Gene Ontology annotation, biological process: collagen catabolic process; extracellular matrix organization. The transcript has 4 exons. Gene Ontology annotation, molecular function: metalloendopeptidase activity. The record is from RefSeq and is a predicted model, not a curated record. NCBI's taxonomy places the organism in Eukaryota, Metazoa, Chordata, Mammalia, Sirenia, Trichechidae. The coding region runs from base 1 to 684 and encodes 227 amino acids.